AAGAUACAAGUGAGAGAUUAAAUUUGGCAAAAGAAAAGAAACCAAAAGUUUCUACUAUAUUAGAUUUUUCUCGAAGAAGUACUUUGAUAUCUCAAAAGGAGUUAAAUUUGAUUCAAAAUCUAGUCAUUAAUGCUGCAUUGCCAUUUAAUUUAGUGGAGCAUGAAGACUUUAAAAAAUUGGUAACAGUUGGAUAUAACGGCUGUCAUGUAUUAAGAAGGAAAACAUUGAUGAAAAAUAUAACGGUUCAACAUGAAAAUCUCAUACUAACAAUGAAAGAUACAUUUUCCAAAGGAUUAUAUUAUGUCAUUGGAUUAAUCCAAAAACUCUUGAAAGAGUAUCUUGUUUGUUGGCCAUUAAAGGGUAGUCAUACGUACAAUAUAUUAGCUAAAGCAAUAGAAUCAGUAUAUUCGUACUUUAAUAUUAGGGACAAAGUCAUAUAUACAACAACUGAUAAUGGAUCAAAUUUUGUCAAAAGUUUUCAAAUGUUUGGUCAAUCAUCAGAGGUUCAAGCUGUUUAUAAUAACCAAAAAGAAAAAGAAAUACUUAAUACUUUGGAAGAAAUAAAUGAAGAAGAAAAUGUACAUGGCAAUUAUGGGGAAAGUAAUAUUGAAGAAGAAGAAGAAGAAGACUUUGAGUUUUCUAGUAUACCAAUUUCUGAGGUUCUAAAUAAUGAAGAAUUUAGUUCAAACCAACAAAGCAAUUCUAAUUGGGAAGACACUUUACUGUAUAAUUUGCCCAAACAUCACCGAUGUGCUUCACACACUCUCAAUUUAAUCGCAACAGCAGACAUUGAAAAUGCUUUGAGAUGUAAUGAUGACAAAAAUGUAACCAACAGAUCUUUAUUGGGAACAUAUAAAAAGCAAAGUAGACUAAUAUUUGCAAAAUGUCAAGCUAUUUGGAACAAACAGAACCGUUCUAGUCAAAUGGCUGACAUAGUUAAAACCAAUUUAGAUGUAUACUUAAAAACUCCUAAUGAUACCCGUUGGAAUUCCUGGUUUGAUGCUAUAAAAUUCCUUAUUAUUCAUUUUAAAAUGAGCCCUUCUAAAUUUUAUAAGGCAUGCGAUGCUCUAACAGUAAACCGUUUUUCUAAAACCGAUAUAGAAUUUUUGGAUGAGUAUUUACUAAUUAUGGAACCACUGUGUGUGUGUCUAGAUGUAUUACAAGGGGAAAAACAUAUGUAUUUUGGAAAAAAAUUAAUUUUUUGCGAUUUCCUGGUUACUGUGCUUAAGAAUAGUGUAGAAAAACAUUUUAAUAAACAGCUCAGUGAUCCAUUUUUAUUGUCUGCUACACUUUCACAUCCAUAUUUCAAAACAGCUUGGCUUAACAAUAGUAACAAAAAAGAUACAGCUUUAUCAUUUUUAUAA
This is a messenger RNA of Melanaphis sacchari, 1364 nucleotides long. RefSeq lists its product as uncharacterized. The annotation marks the transcript as partial. The record is from RefSeq and is a predicted model, not a curated record. Lineage: Eukaryota; Metazoa; Arthropoda; Insecta; Hemiptera; Aphididae. The transcript is spliced from 6 exons.